AUGGAUCGUUGUCCAGACGAGGUUCUUCAGCUCAUCCUAAACGACUUAUCAGACCCAAGCGCGUUUGUCAAGGUUAACAAGCGCCUAUAUGCGCUUUCACGCGUUCCAUAUACUCGCGCCAGCUACCUACUUGCGCGGCAUGGGCUCGCAGAAGUGUUGUUUCAUGCCCUGGGGCGGGCAGACAUCCUCACCGGGCGCGUUCUCGAAAUCUUGAUGUCGUCCGGCGCCCUAGUCUCUCGCUAUCUUGUACAACUUGCUGUGCGGCACUACCAUCACAGUCAGGUCUCAUUCGUCCACCAACCUUGGGUCCGCGCGCUACCGUUCGCCGUCUUCGUCCAGUUCCUCUCCCUUGCAACUUCGAAGCUUGGCACGGAAUUCACAAUACCAAGAAGGCGAGAGUUGGACGAUGGGGAAGUGUUCCAUUGUUGGGCUUCUCAGCGCUGGAAUAAAGCUGGCACAGACGCGGAAAAGGAAAAGAGGCUAGAAGUCGUGCAUAUACUCGGUGAUUGGAAGCUUCAACCGCUCUGCGCGAAGGACCCAAUCGCGUCAGACUUCUCACUCAUUCUUGCGUGUGAGCCGGCUCUACUCCUGUUGGCGAUGAAGAAUGGGUAUCUAGUUGACUCUACGUAUCGAGACUUCAUCUUUCGCCAGAUGUUUCUAGGGCUCAAGGGCUCGAAACCAGCCGUGAAGGAGAUGAGCGUACGCAUCCUUCUUGAGCUAUGCCGAUUCCAAAAUGCAUCGUUCUUCUUAUCACGUACAGUCGCGGCGGAGGUCCUCAUGGACUGCGUGAGUAAUGCGGAAGCGUAUAUUGUCUUAUGCGCGCUUGGCCGUGAAGGGCGACUGAAGUUUGACUUACUAACACUCGCGGUGGACUUGAUCAAGACCUUCGCUACUACUCGCUCGGUGACUGACCCAGGCCUGGCCGCCUCUGUCCUCCGCAUCUUCUCCGAUCUUCCUGACACUCUUGUCAACGACCCGGAAGUUCGCCAUGUACUCUUCGUCGUCGUUUUCUCGUCCACGGCGUCCGCUACAGCCGCUCGCGCACGUUUCAUUGAACUCGGAUGCACCGGCUUGGAAACCAAUACACCUGUCUCUACCGGCGCCGCGCGUAUGGAACCCAUCAGGCCAGAGGAGCUAGUCGAAGUCCUCGCCAGCCCGUUCAUAUCUUCGCGCCUAUGCAGCAUCGGCGCGUACGCGUACUUAUACGCCCGGUUUGAACCGCAAACGAUCUCUGCGAUGCUUCAGCAAGCGGCCGUGAAGUGCCUUGGACUAUCAUGUAAGGGCGAGAUGCUCGAAAUGCUGGCUAGGAGCGCUCCUAGCUGGAGGAAGUUCAUCGCAGAUGAGCUUCUCAAACAACCAAGGGUCGAUCUCGACGCCAUACCUUCGGGUGAAGCUGCAGCCAAAUUCGUCGCUCCUUUGGCUCGAUCUGAUUACGGAUCGCCGUCAACGGAUAAGGACGAUCGUUCUGAGCUGGGCACAAUCACACAGAUGACGCUAUCGGCUUCAGCCGCGCUCGAUCUUGUGAUCCCACCUGAUAUGCGGUACCGGUUUGGUAUCCCCAGGAAGGGCGCUACGUUCAAGCGGCUUCCCUGCUCGAACGAGUACCGAGACUCGCAGAGUACGCAGCCGCAGAACGUUCCUCUUCGCCUAGACGAAUGGGUAGCGGAGGCGUAUGGGCCACGCAGCAUGGAGGCGGCAGUGAUUGCGGAGCAUGCGGUCGCGAACUGGGUCGACCCGUACGUCGAGCGACAGGAUGCGAAGGAAGAAAAGUGCUAUUGGUGGGAUCAGGAGAAGCGCGAGCGUGUUGAGGAGAGGACGCGCCAAGCACUUGGGAAAGACGUGCCUAUGACGAUGAAGCACUGGAGGAUCUUGGCCCGGCUGGGAAAGGAACCGGAUUACGAUUUCUUUUCCCGGAUCUCCCACGGCGUCCCUUUCUACGAAGACGCAGAAGACUACGUCGGUCAGACAACGAACUCGCCGACGCUCGACUCCUCCACUGCUCCUGCGGCAGGUGUAUGCGAGACGCUUGCGGAGGAUGAAGAUCGCAAGGCGCAGGAACAAGCGCUCAGGGUCGCAGAGAGAAUCCGGAACCACGGUCUAUGGGUCAAGGCGCUGGGAGCACUUUGCAGAGAGGAGCUUCGUGCGCACAGCGAACGGAGGAAGCAGCUUGGGCUCAAACGCGCCGCCAAGUCGAAAUUUCUUGUGACGCUGGAGAAUUGCUUGUCCGACUACCGACAAUCAGAGAGGGAUAAGAAAGCUCGCAAACGACAGCAACUGCUGAAGGAGAACCCGACGGCGUACAUCGAUCUGUAUGGUGAUAUCGUACCGAAAGAUCACGCUCGCGAUGAGCGUCCAGCGAAGAGGCGGAGGAAGGAGUAA
This is a messenger RNA of Peniophora sp. CBMAI 1063, 2379 nucleotides long. Lineage: Eukaryota; Fungi; Basidiomycota; Agaricomycetes; Russulales; Peniophoraceae. The record is from the annotation of a GenBank genome assembly.